Messenger RNA from Dermatophagoides pteronyssinus (European house dust mite), 1496 nucleotides. RefSeq names its product delta(3,5)-Delta(2,4)-dienoyl-CoA isomerase, mitochondrial-like. The record is from RefSeq and is a predicted model, not a curated record. Gene Ontology annotation, molecular function: delta(3,5)-delta(2,4)-dienoyl-CoA isomerase activity. Lineage: Eukaryota; Metazoa; Arthropoda; Arachnida; Sarcoptiformes; Pyroglyphidae. Gene Ontology annotation, biological process: protein-FAD linkage. Gene Ontology annotation, cellular component: mitochondrion.
AAAAUAUAUUUGUUUGUUUUUCAUCAUGUGGAUCAUGUUUGGAUUUUAAAAUAUUUUUUUUUUCAAAUUGAUUCAUGUUGUUAACGACGAUAAUAAAAUGUCUAUAAAAUAUAUUUUCAACAAUCGACAAAAAUCGAUUGUUCCUUUGUUUCAGACAAUAAUACGAUCAUGUUAUUUCUAUCCUACUGAUACUGGUGAAGGAAAUUUUGAGAAAAAACAUUUUGCUAAUCGAUCGAAAAAUGAACCUUUACCACAGAAAAAAGCUCGUUUAAUUUAUCAAAGCCGAAAGAGAGGUAUGCUCGAAAAUGAUUUAUUAUUGUCAACAUUUGCCGAUAAAUAUCUUGCUUCAAUGUCUCAAGAAGAAUUGGAUAUGUAUGAUCGAUUAAUUAAUACAGUUUCUAAUGAUUGGGAUCUAUAUUAUUGGGCAGUUGGUACGAAAGAAAUUCCUGAAGAAUAUCGAAAUUCAAUAAUGGAUAAAUUUAGUCAACAUGUUAAAAAUGUGAAUCCUGCUUAUACAAGUCGUUAUGCCGAUUAUGAACAUAUACAAGUGACCGCACCACAUGAUCAUAUAUUGCAUGUUGAACUUAAUCGUCCCGAUAAACGUAAUGCCAUCAAUCGAGAUAUGUUUCGUGAGAUAUCCGAAUGUUUUUCGGAUAUCGGAGCUGAUCAACAAUGUCGUGCAGUUGUUAUUUCAGGUGCUGGUAAAAUGUUCUGUUCUGGUAUCGAUUAUAUGGACAUGUUGGAACAGAUGACAUCAAUGCAUUCAAGCAGUGAUGCUGGUGGGCGGGAAGAUGUUGCCGCGCGUGCCAAAUAUAUUCGUAAAACAAUCGUUUUGUUACAAAAUUCAUUUAACAGUAUCGUCAAAUGUCCAAAACCGGUAAUUGCAGCCAUCCAUUCUGGUUGUAUUGGAGCUGGUGUUGAUUUGAUUAGUGCUGUCGAUAUUCGUUAUGCAUCAAAAGAUGCUUAUUUUUCCAUUCGUGAAGUUGCCGUUGGUUUAGCUGCUGAUCUUGGUACAUUACAACGAAUGCCAAAAUUGAUUGGCAAUGAUAGUGUUAUGCGAGAAUUGGCUUAUACUGCUCGAGAUAUGCAAGCUGAUGAAGCAAAAGAGAUUGGUCUUCUGGGCAAAGUUUUCAACGAUCCGAAUAGCUGCGUACAGGGUGCUAUCGAUGUAGCUCGUAUAAUUGCAUCAAGAUCACCUGUUGCUGUGCAAGGUACCAAAGUUGCAUUGAAUUAUUCUCGUGAUCAUUCAGAAAAGGAUGGCUUAGAAUUUAUGCAAAUAUGGAACAUGUGUAUGCUACAAUCCGAAGAUUUUAUUAUUGCUAGUUCAUCACAAGCAUCCAAAUCUACUGAAGAACCACCAUUUGCCGAUUUCUAGAUCGUUGAAUGGAAAUCCCCUCAUUCCUUUAUUAAUUUGAAUUUUAUCAUCUUUAUUUUCAUUCGAGUUAUGUUGUAAAAAAAAUAAUAAAAUAAAAUAUACUAAUUUUCGUAUGUAGAAA